Molecule: messenger RNA, 2334 nt
Organism: Rhodamnia argentea
Lineage: Eukaryota; Viridiplantae; Streptophyta; Magnoliopsida; Myrtales; Myrtaceae
Product: pentatricopeptide repeat-containing protein At5g18390, mitochondrial
Exons: 2
Coding region: 294-1673 (459 amino acids)
Biological process (GO): RNA splicing
Molecular function (GO): protein binding
Source: RefSeq, a predicted model, not a curated record
AGAGCCGGUUCCAAUAGCCGAAUUCGUCUUGAUCGUGUCACGUUUUCUCUGGCACGCACCCUCUUCUGCCUGAUUGGCGGCUGCAAGAAGAGCGACUUCCUCGACUCUCGACGUCGGAGUUGUUUUCCAUGGUUUUGAAGGAGUCCGGACUUUCGUGCCUUGCAGAUGAAGCGUUCGACGAAAUGCCGGUGAAAACUGCCAUGGUUUGCUUCCCCGUUGAACUGGGCGUUUUCUUAACUUGAAACCUUGAAUGGGAGUCGCACUUAUUUUUGGCAGAGACAGGCAAUUGCAAAAUGCUUUUCUCAAGAGUUCCUCGCCUCCUCCUCCCCAAAUCCAAUAACCAAAUCCCCGUCUCUUUGUUUCGUCACCUAAAGACCCUCCCUUCAGCUUCCUCCUUUGAUGCAUCUUCUCUGCAAACCCGCAAGAAAGAUGACUACUUUGCAGUUGUCCAGCACAUUACCAACAUUGUUCGCCACGACUACUACAUGGAGCGGACCCUCAACAAGAUGCGCGUUUCCCUAACCUCCGACCUCGUCUACCGUGUCCUUCGUGCCUGCUCCCGCUGCGGCACCGAGUCGUUACGGUUCUUCAACUGGGCUUGCACCUGCCAGCCUGCUUCCUAUGCCCCCACUUCAGUUGAAUACGAAGAGAUUGUCAAGAUCUUGGCUCAAACCAAGAAGUAUGAGUCCAUGUGGAAGAUCAUCCACCAAAUGAAAAGUCAGCAUCUGGGUCUUUCUCCAAACACUGGAUGUUUCAUCAUUGAGGAGUUUGGUAAGCAUGGGCUUAUUGAUCAGGCAGUCGAGAUCUUCAAUAAGUUGAAGCACUUUGAUUGCAAGCAGAAUAUCGAUGUUCACAAUUCUUUGCUGUUUGCUCUUUGUGAAGUUAAGAUGUUUCAUGGGGCUUAUGCUCUGAUCAGGCGGAUGAUCAGAAAAGGAGAGGUUCCGGACAAGAGAACCUUUGCAAUCCUUGUUAAUGGCUGGUGCUCGGCUGGUAAGAUGAGGGAGGCACAGGACUUUUUAGAGGAGAUGAGUAGAAAAGGGUUUAAUCCUCCAGUGAGGGGUCGUGAUCUUUUGAUUGAAGGGCUGUUGAAUGCAGGUUAUUUGGAGUCUGCUAAGGAAAUGGUGAGGAAGAUGACUAAGGAAGGCUUUGUGCCUGAUGUUGGGACCAUUAAUUCUUUGUUGGAAGCCAUUGUGAAAUCUGGGGAGCUUGAUUUUUGUCUUAGUCUUUAUCAUAGCGUAUGCAAACUAGGACUAUGUCCCGACAUCGGUACUUACAAGCUUUUGAUACCAGCUGUUUCUAAGGCGGGAAUGAUUGAUGAGGCUUUCAGGCUUCUGCAUAAAUCAAUUGAGGAUGGACAUAAGCCUUUUCCUAGUCUAUAUGCACCUAUAAUAAAAGGGAUGUGUAGGAGAGGACAGUUUGAUGAUGCAUUUAGUUUCUUCAGCGAAAUGAAACUUAAGGGGCAUCCACCUAAUCGGCCUGUUUAUACAAUGUUGAUAACUAUGUCGGCACGUGGAGGGAGGUAUGUAGAGGCUGCUAACUAUCUGGCGGAGAUGACUGAGUUUGGCUUUACACCCAUUUCCCGGUGCUUUGACAUGGUUACUGAUGGCUUGCAGAGUUGUGGAAAGCAUGAUCUAGCUGAAAAGCUGAUGCAGUUGGAGGUAUCCCAACAGUGAUUGAUGAUGGCUAUGGGGACUGAUCGAGGAGGGUCUUAGAGGCUUUGUCCCACUUUUAAGGCAUCCAGUUUGUUGUGCAGUGACUAUUACUAGGGUAUAAUUGAAGAACAAGUCCAAGAGUAGAAAGCACAUUGGAGAAGCUUGAAUUGGAUAUGCCAAAAGAAGAAAAAUUGGAUGAACAUGGUUUGGCAUAAGCGCAGUAUGACUGGCUUCUUUUUGUUGAACACCUAGUAACUAUUUUAUUUUUUCCUGGAUUUGAUCUUUAAGUUUUUCUGCUUUGUCUCGGUGGAGUCGGUGUUAACAGAGCCUCUGGAGUUUGGAGAUAAGACCUCGGAGCAGCCAUUAUGAAUCUAUGAUGCUAGGACUUCUGUCUUUUGGGUUGAAGCUGCAACAGAAGAUGCCAUAUAAAAUUUCUUGCAGGAUCUGUUGCUUUGGAUUGAACUUUUUAAGGAAGAUAGCAUUCAUGGUUGUUUGAUGUGGGGAUCGAUGGAAGCUGACCAUCGUUGAUGAUUAUGUAAUCGAGUAGAGUUAUGUCAGCAGACAGUUCCUGUUUCGAACUGGGAUAUUGGACAGGCCAAUUCUACCCUUUCUCCUGCUUGUGCUUUAAUAACAUUAUUGAAUUCAUCUUUAUGUGGAAGCUCUGCAAAAUUCCGUUGGGAUC